AAUCAUAGUGACACGUAUAAAAAGAAAACUUUGAAUAUUCUUUUUCUAGUAAGUAAAUUAAAGUAGUGUAGGUUAUGGCUAGAUGCAUGCCUCAAUUCAUUCUGCUUCUCAACAGCUUACUAAAAAUGGGAAUUAAAAAUUAAUUACAGUUCCAUUUAUAUUAGAAGGAAAAUUUUAUUGUGCAAUUAUUUGGUAGCCAAAUCCUAAUUACUUCCAUGCUUAUUUAAUACCCUGCAAUUUAACAUUCCUAAGUUCCUAACUUUCUAUACUCAACAUAUUCAAUCUUCUAACAUUAACAUGAAUUAAAUUGGUUAACACAAGGGCCUUAAUCUUAUUUUAGAACUUCCCUCAAAGAAAUUAAAAAAAAAUCGAAUUCGAGAACAAAUAAAAUAGAAAUAGAAAAUGAAAUCAAUGUUUGAAGUCUAUAUCAGUUUAUUGUUAUUUGUUUAAACUUUAGUCACUCAAAAAAAUAAUUCUCUUCCUUCAUUGACCUCUCAUGUUAUUUUUAAUUUGGAAUCAACGGAAUGAAUUGAAGGCUACAAAUUUGUUUAUAUACAAAAAACCAACACAUACCAAAUAGAUUAGUAAAACUUAACCAUACAAUGACAAAUAAUUACUCAUUUUCUUAAAUUCAACGUGAAUUCAAUUGCUCCCACCAUUUUUAAUUUUUUAGGAAUUUCUCCCACAAAUUUUGAAUAAAUUGUUUUAAAUCUAUUAAAAAUAUUUUUAAAUAUUAAAUGUCACUAAUAGACAGACAGUGAUAAAGAGUGAUAGACUACUAUCAUCUAUUAGUGUCUAUCAAUUUCCAUCAUUGAUAGAUAUUUACAUUUUACUAUAGUUGUAAAUAAGUUGUCUCACUUUGAUAUAUUUGAAAGAAAAAUACUUGGGUGCAUAUUGAGUAGAAUCUAUCUUUGUACAACAAACCAAGUUAUCUAAUCAUAAUUUGACAUGUGACAACUUUUUUUAAAAAAAUAUUUUAAUGAUUUUUUUAAAAAUAUGAGUGAUGAGAGUGUGAUGCAUAAAGAUAAGUACUACCUAGGAUGUACUUAAGUAUUUUUUUAUUUGAAAACAAUCUCUGAUUUUAAUCAUUUAAAAUAUAAAUAAUCUUGUUAGGUAUUUAUCCAAACCAAACUACCCACAAACUUAGUCAUGAAGACCAUAAUUACAUUCUACUAGACUUUGGACCUUAAUUCUUCUAGCAAUGACUAAGUUCAAUGUUAAAAGGUAAAAAAGAAAAAAAGAAAAAAGAAAAAAGAAAUAAUAAUAAUUUAAAAAACUUCAAUAUUGGAAAUCAAAGUCAACCAACUCCCAAAAAAAACCACUACCGUUGAGUUCCAUCCCUUUAAUUCAAUAUUCAUUUAAAAAAAAAAAAAAAAACGUAUUUUUUAAGCCAUUAAUAUUUUUAUGUUACUUUCUUUGUUUUGCAUCGGUUUGUUAUUUCUUUAUAAGAAUCAGUUUUAUCACAGAAACUCUUUCAAGCAAAACCAUAAAAGCAAGAAAAGAAGAAAGAGAAAAAUUAAAGAAAAAAAAUGCCCAAAAAAUUGCAAAAAUCGCUUCAGGAUUACCUCUCAAAGAUAAAAAAACCAACGCCUCAGCUUCAAUUUCCUAAUCCCCAAACUUUUUCGUCUUCAAAAAGUUGGAUUCUGUCUGGUUGUAAACAUCCAAAAACCCUAUCGUUCGCUAUCGAUCGGAAGCAAGUCGAUGGCGUCGGAAACAACGACGAUACUGCCGCUACGCUCGCCGAUAUCGAUCGAUUCCUCUUCGAGAACUUCCGGUCGUUGUACCUGAAAGAGGAUGAAGAUUUCAGCGAGAGAAAAGUAGGAGGUGGAGGAGGAGGACGAGACUGCAAGAACCACAGAGGAGUGGUUUCACCUGAAUCGCCGGUUGAUUCUUACGGCGGAUCUCACCGAUUCUUCUUCUCCCCUGGCUUAUCUGGAUCUGAUCUUCCGGAUGAUUCUCAAACAGAAUCGUCGGAAAAUGCAGGAUCGAGUUCUUCGUCUUUGAUCUGUGAAGAUCAGGGGAAGAAUCUGAAACUUCCGAGAGAUUGCAUCGCGAUUUUGAGGAAGUCGCCGAAUCCGUCUGAGGAAUUUCGUCGAUCGAUGGAAGAGAUGAUGGAUGCUCAUUUGAAACAUCAUGAGAAAGUCGAUUGGGAUUUUAUGGAAGAACUUCUGUUCUGCUUCUUAAAUCUGAACGAUAAAAAGUCGUACAAAUAUAUACUGAAUGCUUUCGUUGAUUUGAUAGUGAUUUUGCGGCAGAAGGCGGAGGAGGCGCCGGCGAAGCCGCGAACAGUGCGAAGCGUGAGAAUGGUGAGGAGAAUGAUAUGAAAUUUGGAAGUGAAAUCAAAGAUUUCAUAAAGAAAAAUAAGAAUGAAAUUUGAAUUUGAAUACACAGAGAAGUGAUGGUGAAACUGAAAUCAAAGAGUUCUGAAGCUUUUAGAAGAACAAAUUCUCUGAUUCAAAAGGAGAUAGUAAUUAAAAUGUAUUCUAAUUUUCUACAUUCUCUGGAGUAAAUUCAAACUCUGUGUUUUUUGGGUUUGAUUGUGUUGAAUUAACUGUUAACAUGAAAGUAAAAUUUCAUUCCCGAAAUAAUAAUAAUAAUAAACGGAGAAAUUAGACUCUC
Messenger RNA from Benincasa hispida (wax gourd), 2619 nucleotides. Its product is annotated as transcription repressor OFP14. The record is from RefSeq and is a predicted model, not a curated record. Gene Ontology annotation, biological process: negative regulation of DNA-templated transcription. NCBI's taxonomy places the organism in Eukaryota, Viridiplantae, Streptophyta, Magnoliopsida, Cucurbitales, Cucurbitaceae.